AUGUGGAGGGAACACUCUAGCGGGGCUGCAACGAACCUAACCAACCCAAACAAACAUCAAGAAUGUCACCGCGCACCAUUGCAAAAACAAAAGCUACUUGUCACACUUGUUCAGGCACGACGUCUGCUCUCCAUGUUGGUCAACCUCGCGGAGGUUGAUGAUCAAAACUGGGUCUUCUGGAGCAGGUGGCCAGGAAGCUGCGCCAGGCUACCUUCAGUUCCAACCUUGCAAUUGUCCUUGAUUGACUCCGAUGGCCAGACUGGCCUUCAAGAAUUGAUUGCUUCACUUGAACAGCUGAAUUCACAUUUCCUUCUGGCUAUUGCAAACUACCAUCAACAGCGCAAGGCAAGUCCUACACCAGGCAUCCCAUUGCUCACAGGAGUUCUGGAGUUAGGCAAAUCAACAAUAUGCCAGAUCGCUCGAUUCUUUCUCAAAGCUUGGCAUCAGGUGGAAAUCGAUCAGAUAGUGUUGGAGCGCCCAUAUCUCAUUGAGCACAUUUCCGCUCUGGGAGUUACAGACAGCCCUCUAUCCUUGGAUGAGAGCACUCAUUUGAUCUGUCGAGCGCGUCGUGACCUCAAACGGUUCUACCUUAUACUGGAUGGACCAGAUGAAUGUGAAGAGACGAGUGUAGCUGUGAUCAAGAAACUACUUGCAAUUGAGCCACCUCUGACAAUCCUUGUUUCAAGCCGGCCAAUAGCGACCGUCUUGGCUACUCUAAAGGACUGUGCCACUGUCUGCAUGCCGCAACCAAGGUCGUUUAAUGACUUCCUUGCCUAUGCGACGAUAAUGCUCAACGAAUAUCCUGUCAUUGCAGAGCAUCUCGAUCAUAAUUCUGAAAACAUUGCCAAUGCGGCCAAACGUAUUGUGGAACUGAGUCAUGGGCUGCUAAUUCUUUAUCGUUACAUGUUUAUAGAGGACCAGAUAGAAUUCCUAGCCCAAGCAGAGACCAGACCCAUGUUUGGACGCUUUCUGUACAAAGAUUUGUUGACCAUCUUUGAAACGUAUGCGUUGGUGCUUGAAACGUCGUUAAUCAGCAAGCGGAACUUGCAGCAUUAG
This is a messenger RNA of Blastomyces gilchristii SLH14081, 1056 nucleotides long. RefSeq lists its product as uncharacterized. Bases 1 to 1056 code for a protein of 351 amino acids. The record is from RefSeq and is a predicted model, not a curated record. The transcript has 6 exons. NCBI's taxonomy places the organism in Eukaryota, Fungi, Ascomycota, Eurotiomycetes, Onygenales, Ajellomycetaceae.